ACCAGUUUGGGAUAUAUAUAGAAAAUAAUAUUUUCAACAGCUGUCCAAGUUCAGCUUUUCUUUCCCUAAGGAUCGAUCACGGAAUUAUUUCACGUGUUGUAUUCCUUGUCUAUGAUAGGAAGCUCGUUACCUCAGCGUACAAACCCCAAAUAAAAAAUGAAUUUCCUUGUGGUGUUAGCUUCUCUCUUUCUCUUUGUGUUCCUAAUGAGGAUAAGCAAAGCAAAAAAGCUCCCUCCAGGUCCAAGGAAACUGCCUAUAAUAGGAAACCUUCAUCAAAUUGGAAAAUUACCUCAUCGUUCACUUCAAAAACUUUCUAAUGAAUAUGGGGAUUUCAUUUUCUUGCAAUUAGGUUCUGUACCGACUGUGGUUGUCUCCUCAGCUGACAUUGCCCGAGAGAUCUUUAGAACUCACGACCUUGUUUUCUCAGGCCGUCCUGCUUUAUAUGCUGCCAGAAAACUUUCCUACAAUUGCUACAACGUUUCAUUUGCACCCUAUGGUAAUUACUGGAGAGAGGCUCGGAAAAUUCUAGUGUUGGAGUUGCUAAGUACAAAGAGAGUACAAAGUUUCGAGGCAAUUCGAGACGAGGAAGUAAGUAGCUUGGUUCAAAUUAUCUGUAGUUCCUUGAGCUCACCUGUUAACAUAAGCACAUUAGCACUAUCCUUGGCAAAUAACGUUGUUUGUCGAGUGGCUUUUGGGAAAGGGAGUGCUGAAGGAGGAAAUGAUUAUGAGGAUAGGAAGUUUAAUGAAAUUCUAUAUGAGACACAAGAAUUAUUGGGUGAGUUUAACGUUGCUGAUUAUUUUCCUCGGAUGGCAUGGAUUAACAAAAUAAAUGGGUUUGAUGAACGAUUGGAAAAUAAUUUUAGGGAAUUGGAUAAGUUUUAUGACAAAGUAAUAGAAGAUCAUCUUAAUUCAUGUAGCUGGAUGAAACAAAGGGAUGAUGAAGACGUUAUUGAUGUAUUGCUUCGAAUUCAAAAGGAUCCAAGCCAAGAAAUUCCUCUCAAAGAUGAUCACAUUAAGGGCCUUCUUGCGGAUAUAUUCAUAGCUGGAACUGAUACAUCAUCAACAACCAUAGAAUGGGCAAUGUCAGAACUCAUAAAAAAUCCAAGAGUCUUGAGAAAAGCUCAAGAGGAAGUUAGAGAAGUUUCUAAGGGAAAACAAAAGGUCCAAGAAAGUGAUCUUUGCAAACUAGAUUACUUGAAAUUGGUCAUCAAAGAAACCUUUAGACUACACCCACCAGUCCCAUUACUAGUCCCUCGAGUAACAACAGCCAGCUGCAAAAUAAUGGAAUACGAAAUUCCAGUAAAUACAAGAGUCUUCAUCAACGCGACAGCAAAUGGGACAAAUCCAAAAUACUGGGAAAAUCCAUUGACAUUCUUGCCAGAGAGAUUCUUGGAUAAGGAGAUUGAUUACAGAGGCAAAAAUUUUGAGUUGUUGCCAUUUGGGGCAGGGAGAAGAGGGUGUCCAGGAAUUAAUUUUUCAAUACCACUUGUUGAGCUUGCACUUGCUAAUCUAUUGUUUCAUUAUAAUUGGUCACUUCCUGAAGGGAUGCUAGCUAAGGAUGUUGAUAUGGAAGAAGCUUUGGGGAUUACCAUGCACAAGAAAUCUCCCCUUUGCUUAGUAGCUUCUCAUUAUACUUGUUGAGAUUUUAAAAGAUUUUAGCAUAGCUAUAUAUAGCUUGAAGUGUCAUUUGUAACAUAUAUUUAUAACUUCUGAAUUUCAAUAUUAUGCAAAACUUUCCUUAUUUCCUAA
Messenger RNA from Nicotiana tabacum (common tobacco), 1749 nucleotides. NCBI's taxonomy places the organism in Eukaryota, Viridiplantae, Streptophyta, Magnoliopsida, Solanales, Solanaceae. The record is from RefSeq and is a predicted model, not a curated record.